ACAGAAGCUUAGUGUCUAAGACGGCAUCCGGUUUAUUUUCGUACAAAUAUUUGACCGGUAAAUCCAAACAAUUUAUUGAACAUGGCAGAUGAAGAAGAUCCAAAGGAAUAUCGCUGGGAAACCGGCUAUGAACGAACAUGGGAAUCGAUCAAAGAAGAUGAAGAGGGUUUGGUUGAAAGCGCCAUCAUCGAAAUCAUACAGAAGGCUAAACGGAAACGUCAGCUGAAGAAACGGGGACAUCGACGACUUGGCAUGAUGCGUCAUGUUUAUCUAGUUAUUGACUGUUCCGAUUCGAUGAGUUUACCCGAUUUAAAGCCAACACGAAUGCUCUGUACAGUUAAGUUGCUGGAAAUUUUUAUUGAAGAAUUUUUCGAUCAAAAUCCAAUUUGUCAGCUGGGAAUCAUUGUGAUGAAAGAUAAACGUGCCGAAAAAUUGUCAGAAUUAUCUGGAAGCGCUCGAAAACAUGUUCGGUCAUUGAAAGAGAUGAAUGUGAAUCAAGGUGAACCAUCGCUACAAAAUGGAUUAGAUUUAGCUCGACAAUCAUUGAAAAUGUUGCCAUCACACGCGAGCCGUGAAAUCGUUGUGAUUAUGAGUAGUUUAACGACAUGCGAUCCCACCGAUAUUCUAGUUACAAUAGACAAUCUGAAAAAGGAUGGCAUACGAUGCUCGUUGGUGAGUUUAUCGGCCGAAAUACAUGUGUGCCGCUAUUUGACCGAACAAACAAAUGGCUCGUAUGCCGCUGUCUUGGACGGCGCACACUAUCGUGAUCAAUUGAUGCAACACAUUGAUCCACCGUUAGCAAAUCGCACACAAGAAAAUUCACUCAUCAAAAUGGGCUUUCCGCAUGUACAGCACGAAGAAGGCAAAGAUCCACCGUUAACAAUGUGCAUGUGUCACAUUGAUAAUACGGAUGAACCGAGUAAAUUGUCCACCGGCGGUUUCAAUUGUCCGCAAUGUGCUAGCAAAUAUUGUGAAUUGCCGCUGGAGUGUUUGUCGUGUGGCUUGACAUUGGUUUCGGCACCACAUUUGGCACGAUCGUAUCAUCAUCUGUUUCCCAUUGGAAAUUUCAUUGAAUGUCCGUUCAAGCAGCAAACUGAUAAAUGUUAUGCGUGUCAGAAGAUCUUCACCGAUAGUGCAGCCGAUAAAACGAUAUACCGAUGUCAAAAAUGUCAGCAAUAUUUCUGCAUGGAUUGUGAUAUAUUCAUUCAUGAAACACUACACACUUGCGUUGGCUGUGCGACGACCAAAUAAUCAUGAAACGGUGUCGUCAAUUGCAGCCCCAUUGCUGAAAAAUAUGAAGAAAAAAAAACUGUAUCAUUCGCGCUAAGAUCGAAAUAAAUUUCCAACUAUUUGAUUUAUCAUUGUUAUGAUUUGAAAGAAAAUAAAUUAAAAACUUGAAAAAAAA
Molecule: messenger RNA, 1405 nt
Organism: Sitodiplosis mosellana (orange wheat blossom midge)
Lineage: Eukaryota; Metazoa; Arthropoda; Insecta; Diptera; Cecidomyiidae
Gene: Ssl1
Product: general transcription factor IIH subunit 2
Exons: 4
Coding region: 82-1251 (389 amino acids)
Biological process (GO): DNA-templated transcription; nucleotide-excision repair; regulation of transcription by RNA polymerase II
Cellular component (GO): transcription factor TFIIH core complex; transcription factor TFIIH holo complex
Molecular function (GO): zinc ion binding
Source: RefSeq, a predicted model, not a curated record